Messenger RNA from Perognathus longimembris pacificus (Pacific pocket mouse), 4867 nucleotides. RefSeq names its product discs large MAGUK scaffold protein 2 (gene Dlg2). Gene Ontology annotation, molecular function: kinase binding. The transcript has 27 exons. The record is from RefSeq and is a predicted model, not a curated record. Gene Ontology annotation, cellular component: postsynaptic density membrane; neuron projection; neuromuscular junction. Lineage: Eukaryota; Metazoa; Chordata; Mammalia; Rodentia; Heteromyidae. The coding region runs from base 919 to 3954 and encodes 1011 amino acids. Gene Ontology annotation, biological process: chemical synaptic transmission.
GUGUGUUUGCUCGCCGGUUAGGAGGAAGCUGCUUGGAUGGGAAGAGAGAGAGAUGGCAACGAGGUGAAUAAUCAAUCCAGUGUGAAGAAGUCGGCUCCUCCGCCAAUGCAUCCCUGCAUCAAGUGCCCACUGAGUAGCACUGUCCCUUUAAUGUCUUCAUGCCAGGGGAUGGCUUUCCUUCUUGUCAAUCCUCUCGGGUAAUGGUUAUGCAUGGGAGGACCCGAAUCGUAGGGGCUUUAAGGAUCAAGCCUUGGGGGCAACUUGGACAGAGCAGAAGAAAAAUAGGAAACUGGCAGCAAGCUGGAUCCUGUAUGGUUGAGGGGGGUGAGAUCUGCAACUUCUGGUCCAUUUCGUAGAAAGAGGCCUUUCGACCUGUAUUCUGCCCCCAGGAAACUGUUCAAACUCAUGCACCUUUUUGAAGAGACCAAAGAGGUGUUUUUUUCUCAAGUUUUUUUUUUUUUGAAGGGGAGUGGGAGGAGUUUGCUUUUUUUUCUUUUUUUUGUAAAACAAGGCCUUUAAAUCAACAACCAAUUCAUAUUUGGAUUUGAUCAUGUAUAAUGAGACAGCUGUCUAAAUUUGGGUUGUGCCUUCAUUGAGUUACUCAUUGAACUUCCAAAAAUGUUGCUGUCUGAAGAGGAGUUGUAGUCCUGUUUCCUAUGGUUACGAUAACUUUCUCACCUUUUAUAUUGAAAAAUUGAAAACAAAGUUAUUUUUUUCUCUAAACUCUGUGAGCAGUGUAAAAAGUUUAGUUAUGGAAAAAAUGCAUCAUUGUUUUCUUUAUCUGAAAUAGAAGACACAGCCUGGGUAUCAAAACUGAAUAGUGUGCAACAGUUACCUGGCACUCGGUCUCAAUACAGCUGGAUCAAACAGAGACUUGAACAGAGAGAUUGAAUCCUGUGGCAGUGGAAAGACCCAAGAAUGCCAGUCAAGAAGAAAGAUACGGACCGAGCUUUAUCAUUGCUGGAAGAAUACUGUAAAAAAUUAAGAAAACCAGAGGAACAGCUGUUGAAAAAUGCUGUUAAGAAGGUGAUGAGUAUUUUCAAGAGCAGCUUAUUCCAAGCUUUGCUGGAUAUUCAAGAGUUUUAUGAGGUGACAUUACUAAAUUCUCAGAAAAGCUGUGAGCAAAAGAUUGAAGAAGCCAAUCAAGUUGUUCAGAAGUGGGAGAAGACAUCCGUUCUUGCUCCAUGUCAUGAGAGUGCUCAGAAAUCUCCAGAGCUGAGAGGUUCCAGUGGACCAAAGGAAAAUGCUUCCUGUGUUGAGCAAAAUAAAGAAAAUCAGUGCUUUGAGAAUGAAACUGAUGAAAAGACAAGUCAAAACCAAGGCAAAUGCCCAUCCCAGAACUGCGCCGUCGAAGCCCCUGCCUGGAUGCCCGUCCACCACUGCACCAAGUAUCGCUAUCAAGAUGAGGACGCCCCACACGAUCAUUCCUUACCUCGACUAACUCAUGAAGUAAGAGGGCCAGAGCUCGUGCACGUAUCGGAAAAGAACCUGUCUCAGAUAGAAAAUGUCCAUGGAUACGUCUUGCAGUCACACAUCUCCCCUCUGAAGGCCAGUCCUGCUCCUAUAAUUGUCAACACCGAUACUUUGGACACAAUUCCUUAUGUCAAUGGGACAGAAAUUGAAUAUGAGUUUGAAGAAAUUACACUGGAGAGGGGGAAUUCUGGCCUGGGGUUCAGUAUUGCUGGAGGGACAGAUAACCCCCACAUUGGUGAUGACCCUGGCAUAUUUAUUACGAAGAUUAUUCCAGGAGGCGCUGCAGCCGAGGAUGGCAGACUCAGGGUCAAUGAUUGUAUCCUGCGGGUGAAUGAGGUCGACGUGUCCGAGGUGUCCCACAGUAAAGCAGUGGAGGCCCUCAAAGAAGCGGGCUCCAUCGUCCGGCUGUAUGUGCGCAGAAGACGGCCCAUUUUGGAGACUGUUGUAGAAAUCAAGCUCUUCAAAGGGCCUAAAGGUUUAGGCUUCAGUAUUGCAGGUGGUGUGGGAAACCAGCACAUUCCUGGAGACAAUAGUAUUUAUGUAACGAAAAUCAUCGAUGGCGGAGCUGCACAGAAAGAUGGGCGGUUACAAGUAGGAGACAGACUUCUGAUGGUAAACAACUAUAGUUUAGAAGAAGUAACACAUGAAGAGGCAGUAGCGAUCCUGAAGAAUACGUCUGAUGUAGUCUAUCUAAAAGUUGGCAAACCCACCACCAUUUACAUGACUGACCCUUACGGCCCACCUGAUAUUACUCACCCUUAUUCUCCACCAAUGGAAAACCAUCUACUUUCUGGCAACAAUGGCACUUUAGAAUACAAAACGUCCUUGCCACCCAUCUCUCCGGGAAGGUACUCGCCAAUUGCAAAGCACAUGCUUGUUGAAGAUGACUACACCAGGCCUCCGGAACCAGUUUACAGCACUGUGAACAAACUGUGUGAGAAGCCUGCUUCUCCCAGGCACUAUUCCCCUGUUGAGUGUGACAAAAGCUUCCUCCUCUCAGCUCCCUACCCCCACUACCACCUAGGCCUGCUCCCUGACUCUGAGAUGACCAGUCACUCCCAACACACCGCGACCCGUCAGCCUUCAGUGACUCUUCAACGGGCCAUCUCCCUCGAAGGGGAGCCCCGCAAGGUGGUCCUGCACAAAGGCUCGACUGGCCUGGGCUUCAACAUUGUGGGUGGGGAAGACGGAGAAGGUAUUUUUGUAUCCUUCAUUCUGGCCGGUGGACCGGCAGACCUGAGUGGGGAGCUCCAGAGAGGAGACCAGAUCUUAUCGGUGAAUGGCAUUGACCUUCGCGGGGCGUCUCAUGAGCAGGCAGCGGCUGCGCUGAAGGGGGCUGGGCAGACAGUGACGAUCAUAGCACAAUAUCAACCAGAAGAUUACGCUCGGUUUGAGGCUAAAAUCCAUGACCUGCGAGAGCAGAUGAUGAACCACAGCAUGAGUUCCGGCUCCGGCUCCCUGCGAACCAACCAGAAGCGCUCGCUCUACGUCAGAGCAAUGUUUGACUACGACAAGAGCAAGGACAGUGGGCUGCCCAGCCAAGGACUUAGUUUUAAGUAUGGGGAUAUUCUCCACGUCAUCAACGCCUCCGACGAUGAGUGGUGGCAGGCCAGGCGGGUGACGCUGGACGGGGACAGUGAGGAGAUGGGCGUCAUCCCCAGCAAACGGAGGGUGGAAAGAAAAGAACGUGCCCGGUUGAAGACGGUGAAGUUUAAUGCGAAGCCUGGAGUGAUUGAUUCCAAAGGGUCAUUCAAUGACAAGCGUAAAAAGAGCUUCAUCUUUUCACGAAAAUUCCCAUUCUACAAGAACAAGGAGCAGAGUGAGCAGGAAACCAGUGAUCCUGAACGAGGACAAGAAGACCUCAUUCUUUCUUACGAGCCUGUCACAAGGCAGGAAAUAGCCUAUACUCGGCCGGUGAUUAUCCUGGGUCCCAUGAAGGAUCGAAUCAACGACGACUUGAUAUCUGAAUUCCCUGAUAAAUUUGGCUCCUGUGUGCCUCAUACUACAAGGCCAAAGCGUGAUUAUGAGGUGGAUGGCAGAGAUUAUCAUUUUGUCAUCUCCAGAGAACAAAUGGAGAAGGAUAUCCAAGAGCACAAAUUUAUAGAAGCUGGGCAGUACAACGACAAUUUGUAUGGAACUAGUGUGCAGUCUGUGCGAUUUGUAGCAGAAAGGGGCAAGCACUGUAUACUUGAUGUAUCAGGAAAUGCCAUCAAGCGGUUACAAGUCGCCCAACUCUAUCCCAUUGCUAUUUUCAUAAAGCCCAAGUCUCUGGAACCUCUGAUGGAAAUGAAUAAGCGCCUAACAGAAGAACAAGCCAAGAAAACCUAUGAUCGAGCAAUUAAGCUGGAACAAGAAUUUGGAGAAUAUUUUACAGCUAUUGUACAAGGAGACACCUUAGAAGACAUAUAUAACCAAUGCAAGCUUGUUAUUGAAGAGCAAUCUGGGCCUUUCAUCUGGAUUCCCUCAAAGGAAAAGUUAUAAAAUUAGCUACUGCGCCUCUGACAACGACAGAAGAACAUUUAGAAGAACAAAAUAUAUAUACUAUACUACUUGGAGGCUUUUAUGUUUUUGUUGCAUUUAUGUUUUUGCAGUCAAUGUGAAUUCUUAUGAAUGUACAACACAAACUGUGCGAAGCCAUGAAGGAAACGGAGGGGCCAAAGGGUGGGACAGAGCAGACAUUGCAGUGUGCAGGAAGGCUUGGGUUUGUUCAAAGGACCAGGUGUAGGGAUGAACCUCUGACGGGCUUUCGGCCCAAGGGAUGGGAAGCCUCGUCACCCCGGCAGAUGUCCACAGCUGAGUUAGCUGCUGAGCUUCUGUGUGUUUUGCUUUAAAGGGAAGCUGCCAGCCCUCGAACCUCACCAACCUUCCCAUUGCCCACAUCUGUAAUGAGUACACUUCGAAUUUUAUAACUAUGCACAUCUUUUGAUUUCUUCACAAGUGAAGGAGAUAAAGGGGGGGGGGGAGAGAGUCCCUUUGGAGACGACAUGCUAUCAGGGAAAGAUCAUUCGUACAGUUUCUUUGACUGGCAUCUGCAAAGACGAGCAUGGCAUAAAAUUCAGAAGUGUAACCUCACUGAGAAGAGGGGAUUCACCUGGGACUAGCUUUACGAUUGUUGAUUGUCUAUUUUGCCAUUUAUAAACUGAAAGACAGCACUAAAGAUGAGAAUAAUUUAUACAAUAAAAAUAUAUUAAAUGUAUAGACACGAAUUUCUAUAGGUUAAAAAAAGUUUUGUGAACUAUUUUGUAAAGACUAAUUGAAAGACGAGGUGUAUGCAAUAUCAGAGGAUCAGAUUCGAGAAGCGAACGUUGCACUCUCCCUUCUGUUGCCAACGACCCAUUCAGAGCAUCUGAGUUCUCUCCGAGUCUGACCAAGACUUUGCCCUUAUGUACCUCCC